GGAGAAUUAGAAAUUGUAAAUAAACAUUGUGUUAACUCGUGCCGUGUGUAAAUUCUGAGUUAAAUGCUUAGUUAGAAUAUUAUAACUAUGGAUUUAAAUAAUAGUCAAUUAAAAGAUGAACUAAAAAAGUUUGAAAUAAACUUGACUCUCGGAAUUCUUACCGAGGAUAACUUUACUGAGGCUUUAAUAAAGCUCUUAUUAAGCAGUAAAGAUGAACAUAGCCUGUUAUUAAGCGAACUCAUCAAAAAAAUUAUUAAUCAUAACUACAAGGAUGUUUUAAAUAUGAACAUUAAUUUCUUGAAACCUUUAGUGACUUUUUGUGCUGAAAAAACUCCUGAAUUUAGUUUUGAAAAUGGAGAAAUCAAAUCUAAUUACAGUAAUGUAAUCCAUUCCUCAAUGAAUGACUUUAAUUACGUUAAGCAAUUGAUCUUAUUGUUACUUGCUGUUGCUGCCUUGCAAGAAUUCGUUGGAGCUAAUCUUUGUGGACCAAGUAUACCAGAAGAAGCUUCUUUUGCAGUCCUAUCUGAUUUGCUUCCGGUGGAAGUUUAUACAAAUGAUCGUGUUUUAGAUGUAUUGAGCAGAAACGGCGAAACCAUAAUGACUAAAAUAUCGCACCCUAAACUAUUGUAUUCAAGUCUUUUAUUACUUUCUGCAGACACUUUCAGCCAAUGUCUUACUCAUAAAUGGUGGCUAAUUCGUUGUCUUAUGGUGCAGCAAAGAAUUAUUCAAGAAACAAUUCCAGAUUUGCACCUCUUGAUAUCAGUACUUAUAAAACAGCUGAGGGAAAUGGAAUUUUUAAAUGAUAAAGCAGAAUCAUUAGCUUUGAUUAUGUUUUUGACUGAAUGUGCUCACAUACAUUUACAUUACCAUGAAGUAAACUCAGCUGAAAUGUGCAUUAAUGAAGCAGGUAAUAAGUUGGACUUGCAAAUUGAAUUGAGUGGAGCCGUUGGAAAGAGAACGCGAUUCCAAACAAAACCUGUUGCACAAUUAGUGGUAAAAACUACAAAAAAUGAUAGUGUGACGAAUCAAUUAGCUAAUAGUGAUAAAUUUCCUAAAGAUUUGGCCCUAGAAGAUGAUACUGUGUUAAAUAAAAUAGAAUAUGUUAACAUUGAAGAUAAUAACACAGAUGAAACAUUACCAGAAGAACAAAUUGUAGUUUUGGCUCACUGCUGCUUAAUGCAGAAAAAAAUGGCUGCAACUGAUCUAAAACAGGAAGAAAUUAUGUCAUAUGUCAAUUUUCUUUUAUCGCAACCCAGACUUUGGUCUGUACAAUUCAAAGCUUUAACUCUUAGAUGCCAGGUUGAAAAAGCAGCUACAAGAAAAUUUGAACGCUCUCUUACUCAAUUGGAGGAGUUGAUAAAUACUGCAACAAAAGACGAGCCACCUUUUUCUGUUAGACAAACAGGUUUAUAUUGCACAUCUUUUCCAUUUAAAUAUAAUUUAGAGAAACUAUUAGCUGAACUGUUAAUAAGUAUAGGCUCUGUUAAGAGUGCAUUAGAUAUAUUUGAAAGAUUACAUCUCUGGGAAGAUGCUGUUGUCUGUUAUAAACAGCUUGGAAUGACUGUUAAAGCUGUAGAAGUUCUGGAAAGAUUGAUUGCUAAGAAAGAAAGUCCUGUCCUUUGGUGUUACCUUGGAGAUGUAACAGAUGAUCCUGAGAAUUAUAAAAAAGCCUGGGAAUUAUCGGGUCAGAAAAACUCCCGCUCUCAGCGUGCUUUGGGUUACUAUUACCUUAAAAGGAAAGAUUAUGAAAAGUGCAUUCCUCAUUUCAUUCUCUCAACAGAUGUAAAUCAUUUGCAACCUACUGUGUGGUUUACUUUAGGUUAUGUGGCAACAGAAGUCGGGGACUAUGAGCUUGCUGCUCGUUCUUAUCGUCAGGUAGUUCUGCUUGAUAAUGAUAAUUUUGAAGCAUGGAAUAAUCUCUCAAAUGCCUACAUUAAAUUGAAACAAAAGGAACGAGCCUGGAGGAGUCUCCAAGAAGCUUUAAAAUGCAACUAUGAAGAAUGGAAAGUUUGGGAGAAUUUCUUAAUUGUUAGUGUUGAUGUUGGGGCUUUUGAAGAUGUUAUUAGAUCCUAUCACCGCCUGCUUGACUUAAAAAACAAGCACAUAGAUGCAGAAGUUUUAAAGAUUUUGGUAAAUGCUAUUGAUAAGAAUUUACCAGAUAUACACGACUCACCUUCAUCGAGACUCAAGGACAAAUCACUCCAACUCUUUGGUCGUUUGACUUCGAUUGUUACAAAUAAAGCUGAAUUAUGGGAGCUGUAUUCUAUUUUGCAAUGUAGUGGAACAGACUUUAAAAACAGUAAAGAUGUGUUGGAUAAAGCUGUAACAUUUCAACAUAAAGCAAUUCGCUCCUGUAUUCAAAAUUCAGAAUGGGAGGAAGAAAUUAAUGCUUUCAAUUUAACUCUAAAUUCUGCUUUGAGAUUUGCUGAUCUUUGUAUAGCUUAUGUAGAGCUUUUGGAAGAAGCUUCUUUAAAACAACAACAAAAAUCUGUAGCUAAAUAUUCCUUGCAAAAUAUUAUAACCAAAGCAGAUAGAGCUUCUUCUAGAUUUCCUGAAAAUUUUCCAGAGGAAACUGUGUUAAGUUUAAAAACUUCUUUACAGACUCUAAUUGGUCUUUAAAAGUUAUAUUUGAUAAUAAAUAUCUUUUUUAUCAUGUUUUUUAAAA
Parasteatoda tepidariorum (common house spider) is the source of this 2665-nucleotide messenger RNA. Its product is annotated as tetratricopeptide repeat protein 27. The record is from RefSeq and is a predicted model, not a curated record. NCBI's taxonomy places the organism in Eukaryota, Metazoa, Arthropoda, Arachnida, Araneae, Theridiidae. Gene Ontology annotation, molecular function: protein binding.